This is a messenger RNA of Aedes aegypti (yellow fever mosquito), 4190 nucleotides long. RefSeq names its product mucin-5AC. Lineage: Eukaryota; Metazoa; Arthropoda; Insecta; Diptera; Culicidae. The coding region runs from base 341 to 3361 and encodes 1006 amino acids. The record is from RefSeq and is a predicted model, not a curated record. The transcript has 2 exons.
AUUGUUUGAUCGAGUUGAGAUCGGUUUCGGUUCGGGAGGUGUGUUUUCUUUUGUUCCUGGAUUGGGCAUGAUCCAGGAUAACACAUGGUGCUUCAAAGGAUAACAAGGAUUUUUCGAACAAAUGUGCAUAUGAACUGUUUCAACAGGGCGGAUGUUGAUAAUAGAAAGGGAAUAAGUGACAACUGAAGAAGGACAUUGUGGAAAAACAGUGAGAAGAAUUUCAAAAAGCUGAAAAGUCAACGAUCAUUGAUUGUUUUGAGAGGUGGCUUCCCGUAACACUUGGGGUGACCCCUGGCGAGUGGAGUGCAUCUUUAACCAGUUAGCGCAUCAAUAGCCAGAAAUGAUGCUGAAACUGCUGAUAGCGGCGUGCUUGGUAUCGCACGGUCUUGGACGACCCGAUGUUUCACACAUUUUGAAGCAGGAAAACCAACGCCAGAACGACAGGGCCUUCCAUCCGCUGGAUUACCUCAGUCGGCAGUUGGGCAAAGGUGGCGAGUUUGAAGCCCGUGCUGCCACCGCGAGUGAGUACAAUGUGUUCGAUUAUUUAACUGCUUUUAAUGAAACGGAAAUUAACGGUCUUGAAGGCAGAUCAUCACCUCCCAUUGGCGGUAGACGGGCUGGUAGCAGAGCUUUUAGGAAUGUCGUUAAACCCUCUCCAUUCAAGAAGAACACUGCUGAAUUUGGCUACACCUAUGAGAAACCAUCCGAUCCAUUUGACUUCCCGAUCAAUCCAGAUGCUAACUUGAUUAAGCCAGUAUCAACUCAAGCUCCGGAAUAUCUGCCUCCGGUGACACAAAGUCCUCCAACACCUGCAGAUGUACAAUCUUCGGUUUCCGGAAUAUCUUCUUCGCCAUCGUACCCUGAAUUGGUACCUGGUUCAGCAAAUACCGAAAGGCCUCAGAGACCAAUUGAAUCUACAUCUACGCAAGGAUCAGUAGCAAGUGUUGGAACUAGCACUUCCUCUCCUACACCAGGAUCGGAGACACCUAGUUUUCCUGGUAUGUCACAAUCCCCACAGAACGGUUACAGCCCACCAGGACCCACAUCUAGUCCAGUAGACUUGACUACUGGAUACCAACAAGGAUCUACUGCCGAUGAUGAAUUUACAGGAUAUCCUCCAGCAUCUUCUCCUGAGCCCGGUCUUUCUUCAAGUGUUUAUCCUCCGGAAUCAAGGCCUAGUAUUAUCCCAGGAAGUCCAGUAUCAACGACUUUUCCACAGGAAACUCCUACGAGUACUUCCCAACAGCCUGAAUCUCAAGUAACCACCGAAAGUGGAUUUACUGGUUAUCCUCCGUAUAAGCCUAGUUCAGAAUCUACACCAAGACCUUCUCCGUCAUCAACCGAUUAUCCACAAACAUCCUCUAGCUUACCAGGUCAACAACCAUCGACCACACCGGGAUUCACUGGGUAUCCUGAAAGUUUCAGCUCAACAGUAUCGCCUGAUCAAGAUUCUGGAACUACUACCUCUCCAACUGGUUAUCCACAAGGGCCAAGCGAACAACCAGAAAUCGGAUUUACUGGAUAUCCUCAAGGACCAAGUUCAACAGUUUCACCUGGAGAAACUAGUACAGCUUUAACGGAAUCUGAAACGACUACAGAAAAAGAAAUUGGUGGAUAUCCACAGGGUCCAUUCUCACCAAACGCUAUAACCGAAAGUCCCAUUACCGAUUCCACCCCGGCUUUGCUCACAACCGGGGGUACUCAACCAGGUAAACCAGUGCUUCCACCCAACCUAAAUGAGGUGCUUGGAGAGCCCUUCGACAUCAACGAUCUUGCCACUACUACGCAGCCAACAACCACCACUACUCCAAAAACGGCCGAUGGAUCCUUCAUUCCUCCAAAACCUCGCCCGGAGUUGGUUGUUCCGAAUGCACCGAGUGCCUCGCCGAUCCCUGAUCAAACUGAAAGACCCGCAACUCAACCAACACAAUUGACAACACAGGCAGCCUUGCCUGGACAACCAUCUUCCACUUCUGCUCCAGAAUACCUGCCACCGGAUAGUGAUAGUCCUCAGAGUCCUCAAACAGGUCCUUCAACUACUGGUUUUGGAACCAGCGAAUCUGUUACUACAGAAGCCAACUAUCCAAGUUCUAGUCUAGAAACCACAACAUUUGCCGGCUAUCCGAGUUUCGAUCGCGAUACAACGACUUCCACCCGCUAUCCAGUUGUAGGUCAAGACACUUCAACUACUGUGGGUUAUGCUAGUCAGGAAACCACAACCUUUGCGGGUUAUCCAGAAUCUGAUCGUGAAACCACGACUACGUCAAGUUAUUUGGGCCCAAAUCAGGAAGCUUCCACAUCUUCUAACUACCCAAGUUCCGAUCGUGAUACCACAACUCCUGUUAGCUACCCAAAACCAGUUCAAGAAGCUUCUCCUGAUUUAGGAUACCCUGUUUCCAAUGGUAAUCGUACGACUACGUCAAGCUAUCCUAGUGCAGGACCAGAAACUUCAACAGCUGCUGGAUAUCCUAGUCCGGAUAGUGCAACGCAGGUUGUUCAAGAAACCACAACAGCCACAGAUUUCUCAAGUGCGAGUCAGGAAACCACGACCUCUUCUAGGUACCCGAGUGAAGAGACCAUAACUACUUCUAGACCAGAAACAACCACCUUUGGUGGCUAUCCAAAUGCACAGGGAUCCACAACCACUGGUGCUGCUGAAUACACCACAGUAUCUACGAUAGGUCUAGAAUAUUCUACGGGUCAGCCGUCAACUUCAAAACCACUUGAUGGGGCUCAACCAUACCCAAUGGGUCCUGGCUCAGACCAAUCUUCCGGGCCAAUGUCUACCGCAGCUCCUGAGUAUCUUCCACCAGAAGAUGAUAACUCCACCAGUCAGUAUUAUCCACCUGCGACCAGCCCGGCAGUAGAAUUCACUUCAAGCGUUCCGGAGUACCGUCCAGAGCAGCCUGUUCGCCCCUCAAUUCCUUCCGACAGUCAAGUUAAUCAGGCUGUCCCCGCAAGUCCUGAUUAUACCGAGCCACCAACAGAUGAACAACAACCUGAACAACCGGAAACUCCCAUCAACAUAAUGGAAAUGAUCAACGCAAUCAAUGGCCUUGUUCCUGGCAAUAGCUAUCUACCGCCAUCUUCAAUUAACAUGUCUGAUCUGCGAAUCGUGGUUGAUGACACGCCGUCUUCCGAUCCAAUCCAAACCCCUCCCAGCAGUCCCAGUGGGCCGGCAUCGGAAGCGGAAGCCGACGGGUCUGAGGUGCAGCCUAGGGUGGCCUUGGCAGAAUCUACCAGCAAAGGCUACAACUAUCAAGUACCGGAGGAACGGUUACCUGUUCCAGUAAUACCUUCGCAUACGCUCGACGACGAGGGCUACCACUACAAAAUCCCAAAAGUUCCUUUCCUCACCUAGGUUUAUUGAAUUAGUUGUGUAAUUGUUACGUAAUUAGGAAGCUCUUUGAAUAAUUAAUCAUCAUGACAUCCCCAUCGUUCUGAAUACCUUCGGACAUUUUCGGACCGAUACAUGUGACGACUAGGACAUGGCAACCUGCCAAACUGACGCCACGUGGAAAGGUUUAAUUUAUUUAUUUUGUUUUUCAUCGGUCACCUCUCCAUUCUACUGAAUUUCUCAUCUGCCAUCAUUAGGGAUCUGUGUCGUUUAGCUAUUGCGGUUUUUUUUGGGGAAUGGUGGGUUGCGAAUGGCAUACUAAGCAUAUGACGACGGUGGAUAAUGAACCUGCCUGUUUGGGGCCCGAUGGCGUUAUAUAAUAAUUCGAAGGGUUGCGAAUCGAACGGGUUUGCCGGGGUCACAGUAGUUUGGUGCCAUCUUCGGCGCUAUGUUUUCGGGGUCUUGUUGUUCUCUGCGAGAAAAAAGAUGGCUUGGCAGCGUUUGAUGUUGUCGCGCUGGAUACGAAUGUGAAUAUGGAGAGAAGGUUUGGUUGAUGAUGAUAAUAAGGUUUGCAAAACUUCACACAUUACUUUCGAAAACCAGUACUUUACUCAAGAUUUAUUUUUCUUAUUUAUGUUUGAAAAAGAACUUUUUGUGCUUAUAAUGACACUUUAGUAAAAAGCUGGGAGCAAAAAGUUUAACCUCUUGUUUUUCGUUAGACAGUAAUGUUAAUAAUGAAAUUAUUAACUAUGCUAGAAAUAUAAUUUAUAAGAUUCAGACAUACUUUCUUUCUUCUUGGCAUUAACGUCAUCACUGGGACAGAGCCUGCUUCUCAGCUUGUGUUCUUAUGAGC